This is a messenger RNA of Myzus persicae (green peach aphid), 4016 nucleotides long. Its product is annotated as staphylococcal nuclease domain-containing protein 1-like. Gene Ontology annotation, cellular component: nucleus; cytosol; RISC complex. Gene Ontology annotation, biological process: mRNA catabolic process; regulatory ncRNA-mediated gene silencing. The record is from RefSeq and is a predicted model, not a curated record. The transcript has 15 exons. Bases 513 to 3266 code for a protein of 917 amino acids. Gene Ontology annotation, molecular function: nuclease activity; RNA binding. NCBI's taxonomy places the organism in Eukaryota, Metazoa, Arthropoda, Insecta, Hemiptera, Aphididae.
GCUGAUCUGGCCCGUUUCGCGUGUUUUCUUUUCUUUUUACCGUUUUCGUUCUUUUACUCUCACCCCGCCAGCAAGUCCGGACGUAUUGUUUUCCGCACACGUCGAACGCCGCGGUAUCGUAUUAUCGCAACCGAUCGCCGUGCACGGUCUAUUAAUAUCGCCAGUCUAAUAUAAAUCGAUUAUCGUGUCCAUCCGCCGUCGUCGCCCGUACGACUCUUCUUCAGCCACUGUCUGUCCGUCGUAUUAUAAUCUCGUCACCGCCAUGUCCACCACCGUCGUCAACAACGUGCUCGCGAGCUGUCGGCGCUGCUAGAAACCCGCUCACACGACACCCGAUCGCUCGCUUCACGGUAACACCGUAUCGCCGCCGCCGCCGCCGCCGCCGUCGUUGUCGAAUCACGUGACAGCGCACACAGCCGUGACGCACCGCAAUCCUGGCCGCCGCCGUUUUGCGAACCAUCUUCAUUUAACAAUAUUAUCGUACAACUAUCGCCGCCAUCAGCCCAGCCACGAUGACGAACCAGCCGCCCGGUGCCGUGUCCCCCGCAAAGGAGCCCGUCAGGGUCUUCGAGGGAGUCGUCAAACAGGUGAAUUCUGGUGAUUCCAUCACUAUCCGCGAGGAAGUGUAUAAUGGUUAUCCAAAAGAAAAACAAAUAACACUGAACAACAUCAUUGCUCCCAAAUUGGGCCGUCGUGCAGCAAAUAAUGAUCCAACAUCCAAAGGUACUGAUGAUGAGCCGUUUGCAUGGGAAGCUCGUGAGUUCCUUCGUAAAAAGCUUGUUGGAAAAAAAGUGUUUUUCAAAACUGCUGGACAAGUAUCUGGUGGUGGAAAGACAACUCGAUACUAUGGUGACAUCUUUUACCCAACAUUGGAACACAAUAUUGUUAACGAGCUUGUUGAAAAUGGACUAGUAACUGUUAAAAAUGUGAAGUCAAAUAAUCCAACUCCUGAUGUCCAAGCCCUAGUUGAUCUGCAGAACAAGGCUAAAGCUGCUAAGGCUGGAAAAUGGGAUCCUAAUGCAAAGAAUACUACAAAGAAAAAUAUUUCCAUUGACGAUGUUGAAGCAUUUUUAAAGAAAAAUUCUAAAAAACGUAUCAAGGCUGUUGUUGAAUCUGUUAUUGACGGAUCCACCAUCAAACUGUUACUUUUGCCUGAAGGAAACAUGAUCACUCUGUACCUUUCAGGAAUCAAGUGUCCACCAGAAAGUGUAGAAUUCGGGGAUGAAGCAAAAUUCUUUGUUGAAGUUCGUUUACUGCAAAAAGACGUUGAAGUUACUUUGGAAGGAGUUCUUUCUAACAAUAAAACUCCAUCUUUCUUUGGAACUAUCCAUCAUCCGGCUGGUGAAAUUGCUGUUGAAUUGGUUAAACAAGGUUUUGCUACUUGUCAAAAUCGUAGUAUGAAAUACUUAGAAGGAAGUGCUGAUAAAUUAAGGGCAGCAGAAAGACAAGCCAAGGAAAAGAAAUUAAGGAAAUGGCAAUCGUACACACACACAGGGCCAGAGAUUGCUGAAAAAGAAAUUGUUGGAACUGUUAUUGAAAUUGUAAGAGAAGAAGCUUUGUUACUUAAGACUUCCCACAACGAAAAGCCCAAAAAAAUAUUCUUGUCAAACAUCAAACCAGCCAGACUAGGAGUUGAAGUACCGAGAGGUGAACCACUUGGCGAUGAUCAACCACCUGCUCCACGAGCCCCACGGACCUUAGCUAAACACUUUUACGAGAUCCCUUGGGCUUAUGAAGCACGAGAGUUCUUAAGGACACGUUGUAUUGGAAAGAAAGUAAAUGCUUCUGUAGAUUACAUACAACCCAAAUCAGACAAAUUUGAAGAGAAAAUAUGCGCCACUGUUACGAUUAAUGGAAUAAACCUUGCUGAAGAAUUAGUUAAAGAAGGUUUGGCAACUGUUAUGAACAACCCACGAGACGACCAAAUGUCCCAGUGCUUUGAUGACUUAAAGAAGGCAGAAGAAAUCGCCAAACAAUCUCACAAAGGGCUUUACUCAAAAUCGUCUCCCCCUAAACAACGUAUCACCGAUUGUUCUAGUGCUGCGGAGUCUGCUCGUGCCAAGGCUCUUUUACCUAGUCUCCAACGUUUUCCAAGGUUUGAAGCUUUGGUCGAGUACGUUGCCAGUGGUUCUAGAAUGCGUCUUUACGUUCGAAGGGAGUACUCACUUAUUACUUUCCUUUUGGCUGGUAUUACUUGCCCGAGCGGUGAACGACCAAACCAAGGUGAAGCACCUUCAGCAGCUGAAGCAUACCAUCAAGAAGCAUUAGCUUUUACGAAAGAAAAGAUAAUGCACCGUGAAGUAGAAAUUACUGUAGAAUCCUGUAACAAGGGUGGAAGCAUGAUUGGAUGGUUGUUUGUGGGAAAUAUCAAUCUUUCUUUGGCACUUGUAAAAGAAGGACUUGCCAAAGUGCACAGGUCUGCUGAGCGUUCAGAGUACUUCAAGCAAUUACAACAGGCUGAAAAAGAAGCUAAGGACAAAAAAAUUAAUCUAUGGAAGAAUUAUGUGGAGGAACCAGAAGAGGCAAACAAUAACACUAGCAAACCUGUUCAUGAAGAUGUGGUAAAGGAACGAAAAACCAACUAUGUUGAAGUACUUGUAUCGGAAGUCAGUCCUGAAUUGCAUGUUUACGUACAACCUGUAUCUGAAGGACCCAAAUUAGAAAAUCUUACCGACAACUUGAGGAAACACUUUGAUGCUAACCCUCCUACUGCUGGUUCUUACAGUCCAAAACGAGGAGAAAUCUGUGCAGCUAAGUUUAAGGAAGAUCAACAGUGGUACCGCGCCAGAGUAGAAAAGGUUGCUGGCCCGAGUAUACAUGUUUUGUAUAUUGAUUAUGGUAACAGGGACAUAGUGACUGCUGAGGAGUGUGCUAAUUUACCACCGACUUUUAAAAAUGAUCGACCAUAUGCCAAAGAAUAUGGAUUUGCACUUGUGAAGCUUCCAAAGUUGCCUGAAUAUCAAGAAGAUUCCAUUGCUGUUGUACGUGAUGAGUUCAUUAACAAGACGAUCAACAUCAAUGAAGAGUACACUUACGACAAUCUUACUCACAUUACUGUGAAAGACUCCGACAAAAAAGAGGAUCUCGUCAAGAAAUUGGUCGAAGAAGGAUUCUUGUUGGUUGAAAAACGUCGUGAAAGAUAUUUGCAAAAAUUGUUGACAGAGUACAUCGAGGCUCAAGAAAAGGCUAAGAAGGAUCGGUUACAUAUGUGGGAAUAUGGUGACAUCACAGAAGAUGACGCUAAAGAAUUUGGUUAUGCUAAAUAAAUGGUCUUUCUUUAUCUCCAGAAGACUCAAUAUCCACUGGUCAGGCCUUUUACAACUGUACAAAAAGGUGUUUUACAAAUUAAUUAGUCAGCCAUAUUAAUAUCUAAUUUUACAUUCAUUAAUCUAAAAGUUUGAUAGAUAAUAAUUAUUUAUAAAUUGAUUAUAUUUUAUAUGAAUAAUGUUUUAUUUUAUUCAUCUCGUUUUUUUGGUUGUUAACAAAUUAAAGAUUUUAAAAUUUUCGUACCAUUUAAUACUUGUAAAAUUGUACUGAAACAAUUGUUUCUAUCUAUUUAAAAAAAAAAAUAUGUAUCAAUUCAUUGUAAUAGUUAAAAUAUUUUCAGUUUCACAAAUUGUAAUCACUUUUAUGCCACAAUUCCGGGAUUAGUAUUAUAUAAUAAGUGUACAAUUUGAAAUAAAAAAUUGUAUCAGACAUGUGGGAUAAGAUUGUCAAGAAUUAAAAAAAAAAAAACUAAGUAUAGUUAUGUUUGUAACUAAAUGAUUUGUUUAAUUAUAGGAUUUUGGGAACUACUAAAAUACGUUGUACAUAUAAAAUUUUAAAUUGGCGUGAUUAUAUGGACGUUAUGAACUCUUUAAAGAGUUAACUUGUAUUUUAAAAAUAAUGUAAAAAUGUUUUAUUAUUACUUAAAGCUUUGCUGAUACUUAAUCUAAACCUUAAAUCUUUUGUAAAACACUAUUAUGUCUGAUGUGUAGUGUAAAGACUGUUCAGAUGGAUUAUAUUAUCGAUUUACA